Phaeoacremonium minimum UCRPA7 is the source of this 612-nucleotide messenger RNA. Its product is annotated as putative origin recognition complex subunit 6 protein. Bases 1 to 612 code for a protein of 203 amino acids. The transcript has a single exon. NCBI's taxonomy places the organism in Eukaryota, Fungi, Ascomycota, Sordariomycetes, Togniniales, Togniniaceae. The record is from RefSeq and is a predicted model, not a curated record.
AUGUGCAAGGAGCUCAGCACACCCGAACUUGGUCCCACCAUCAUGGCCGGUAUGGAGUCGAUUCUGGUGCCUCAUGGCCGAAAGUCAUCAGAUGAGUGGGUCAAUGACAACAUCACCACGACUCUCGGUGCCAUCUACUUCUAUGUUUCUGAGCGGGCUCAGUGGAAAUCAAGCGACGACCAAGUUGAUCAAACCCGCUAUCAGGCGGCACGAAAAGUGAUUAUCAAGACUCUCGACGGGGCGCGGGAAACAGCAACAUUCAAGGGCUCAGAUCAAGACACAGCUUGGGUUGGAUGGAGAUCCAUCAGACCACGGGACUUGGACAAGGCUGUCAUGGAAGUAAAUAAGCGAGGCUGGCUGCAAAGUGACUGGUAUCAGGGCAUGCAAGAUCUUGCAGACAGGACGAAUGCAGAUGAUCUGGAGGAUGAAGAUCACGAUGCCACCGAACAGAUUCAAAGUGUUGAAAUUAGGAGGGCCGACAGUAUGUUCCAGGACAGGUAUGACCUCCUCAGUCAACGGAGGAGAGAUGACUUCAAGGUGUGGAAAGCAGGGAUACUCGAACGGAUCGCGGCCCUAGAGAACAGCACUGUGCCCAUGGAGAUUGACUCAUAA